GACGAUCAUUUAAAAACAAGCCUUUAGCCGGUGAUCACCGAACAGCUCAAGCAGCACGCAAACAAAUAUUUAUUUAGUGAACGCCUAUCAGAUAGGAGCAAAAUAUAUUUGUGCAUAACACAGAGGAAUAGGUUAUCGAAACGAUUGUGAAUUAAAAAACAAUAACAAUUAAAUCAUUAAAGUUCAGAGUUGUUUUUUUAUAAAAGGGACAUUACACCUGCUUCAGUAAUAACGGUGAAUACAUAAUUAAGUGAAACUACAAAGUAAUUCUAAAUCAAGCAGAAACCACCAGAAAGCUGAAUAAACGAAAUACGUAUCACCUUAUAAAACUAACAAAAACUAACAACAACUCACAAUGACUGGUUUCAACCUGAAAGGCAGCAGCCUGCUGAAGAGCAAAGCCAUCAAUGGCAACACCAAUGGCGAGACUAACGACAGGAGCAACAACUACAUUGCAGAAGAGUGUCCCAAUGGUUCCACCAACUCAACGGCCGUCAUCAUCAACAACAACAACCAACAAAAUACUUCAAAUAUUGUGGAUAAUCCCGAAUUAGCAGAGGCUGUCGCUGUCGAAAAUCGUAUCAAAAUGGUUAUAAAUGAAGAGAACUAUUCAUACGAGCUCAUCAAAGAGGUGGCGGAUUUCUUUUUGGAACGCACCAGCAUACGUCCCAAGGUCGGCAUUAUUUGCGGCUCGGGUCUAAACUCUUUAGCCGACCACAUCACCAACACACAAGCCUUCGAUUACAAAGAUAUACCACAUUUCCCCGUCUCCACAGUGGAAGGUCAUGUGGGACGCAUGAUUUUUGGCUAUUUGGAAGGUAUGCCUGUGGUGGCCAUGCAGGGACGUUUCCACUAUUACGAGGGCUAUCCUUUGGCCAAAUGCUCCAUGCCUGUGCGCGUUAUGAAAUUGGUCGGUAUACAGUAUCUAUUUGCCACAAAUGCAGCGGGCGGUCUUAAUCCCAAAUACAAAGUUGGUGAUAUUGUGAUCGUGCGCGAUCACAUCAAUAUUAUGGGCUUUGCUGGCAAUUCACCACUGCAAGGACCCAACGAUCCGCGCUUCGGACCACGUUUCCCGCCCAUGACCAACGCCUACGAUCGUCAUCUGGUGCGCAAGGCACGCAAAGUGGUGCGUGAGAUGGGUAUUGAAAAUGAUGUACAUGAGGGCGUCUAUACGUGUCUGGGUGGGCCCAACUACGAGACGGUAGCCGAAUUGAAGAUGUUACGCAUUAUGGGCGUCGAUGCGGUUGGCAUGUCGACUGUGCACGAAGUGAUCACAGCCAGGCAUUGCGAUCUGACAGUAUUCGCAUUCAGUUUAAUAACGAACAAGUGCGCGACCGAUUAUGAUAGCAGUGAAGAGGAUGCAAAUCAUGAGGAAGUCGUGAUGGUGGGCAAAUCACGUCAGUCCACUUGUGCGGAAUUAAUGUGCCGUAUGAUACGCGAUCUCGCCGAGGAAACGUGUCUGAAAAAUGGCAGAAAAUGAACGAAGCAGAUGAAUGACGUCGGAGCAAGGAUAAUAGUGUAUUAAGAAAAGGAGAAAGUGAGAGAGAUAAAGAGCAAGAGAGCAAGAGAUGAACUCUAACUGCAUACGAGUAUGUGUGUAUGUCUGCAAGCACUGGUAACUCCUAAAUAUCAUAUUUGGACGUUAAUCAUAAGUAGUCUAUUAGUUUAGUAGGUUUACGCUAUAUUUUUAGUUUUAAUAUAUAUUUCGGCGUUGUGUAGAUAUGUACAUAGUGUACGAGUAUGUGUGUAUUCAAAUAUUUGCACUUAAACAAAACACGAUUAUAUUUUUACAUCUUUUACAUCUCUGUUAUAUGUACGAGUAUGUAUGUAUGCAUUUACAGGAGAACGCUGCUACUUUUUAGUAGUGUAUUUUGUUUUUAUAUUUAAGGGGGGCAGCUCCUCCAGACAACGAGUUUUUCAAUAAUUUAUGAGUAUUUAUUAUCUUAAAAUAAAUUACAUAUUAAUACGAGUAUUCAUUCUUAAAUGAAUACACAAACAUUUGAGUUUAAUAAAAAGAAAAUGGCGGCGCUACAGCUGCUCAAACGUGGAUCCUUUAAUUUGCGCCGUGGAAUGUACAGCCUCUUGCAAUCAGCCAGACAAAAAUUUUUCAUUAAAAUAAGUUAUUCCGCUUUGCACUUAUCUAUUUUUAAGAAAAGAAAAAUAAAGAAAAUUUUAAGUGAAAAAGAAAA
Messenger RNA from Anastrepha obliqua, 2189 nucleotides. RefSeq names its product purine nucleoside phosphorylase-like. The coding region runs from base 356 to 1480 and encodes 374 amino acids. The record is from RefSeq and is a predicted model, not a curated record. Gene Ontology annotation, biological process: nucleoside metabolic process. Gene Ontology annotation, molecular function: purine-nucleoside phosphorylase activity. NCBI's taxonomy places the organism in Eukaryota, Metazoa, Arthropoda, Insecta, Diptera, Tephritidae. The transcript is spliced from 3 exons. Gene Ontology annotation, cellular component: cytoplasm.